Salvelinus fontinalis (brook trout) is the source of this 4450-nucleotide messenger RNA. Its product is annotated as poly(A) polymerase type 3-like. Gene Ontology annotation, molecular function: poly(A) RNA polymerase activity; RNA binding. Bases 197 to 2344 code for a protein of 715 amino acids. The transcript has 20 exons. Gene Ontology annotation, cellular component: nucleus. The record is from RefSeq and is a predicted model, not a curated record. Lineage: Eukaryota; Metazoa; Chordata; Actinopteri; Salmoniformes; Salmonidae.
GGUUGCGGUUUUUGCGGUGACAGCACAGCUGCACACGCCAUGUUUAGUGGAAACAAAAGGGGCAAGUUUCACUGCUUGGUUGCCGGUUAAAGAAAUGACAUCGCUGGCUAGCUAGCUAAGAUUGAUGAAAAAUAAAAAACGAGUAUGAGAAGGGAAUUUGGGGGGGGGCUGAUUGGAUUUGUUGGAGGUUGUUACAAUGCCCUUUCCGUCUACAAACCAGGUGUUGUUGGGUCGGGAGACACCCAAACACUAUGGGAUCACUUCUCCUAUCAGCCUGGCCCAAGCCAAGGAGGCUGACCUGGUCCUCACACACAGGCUGACUGAGGCCCUGAAACCAUACGGGGUGUUUGAAGAGGAGCUGGAACUACAGCGCAGAAUACAUGUGUUGGGAAAACUGAACACCCUGGUGAAGGAAUGGAUCCGUGACGUCAGUGAGACAAAGAAUCUGCCUGCCUCAGUGAUUGAAACGGUUGGAGGGAAGAUCUUCACAUUUGGGUCCUACAGGUUAGGAGUCCACACUAAAGGUGCUGACAUUGAUGCCCUGUGUGUGGCUCCUCGGCAUGUGGAGAGAACGGACUUCUUCUCCUCGUUCCUGGACAAGCUGAAGGAGCAGGAGGAGGUCAAAGAUUUGAGGGCUGUUGAGGAGGCAUUUGUCCCCGUGAUAAAGCUGUCUUUCGACAGCAUUGAGAUUGAUAUCCUGUUUGCCCGGUUAGCGUUGCAAACCAUCCCAGAGAAUCUGGACCUCCGAGAUGACGGGUUGCUGAAGAACCUUGACAUCCGCUGCAUAAGGAGUCUUAAUGGUUGUAGAGUUACAGAUGAAAUCCUCCAUCUUGUGCCCAACAUUGAGAACUUCAGACUGACACUGAGGACCAUCAAGCUGUGGGCUAAACGUCAUAACAUCUACAGUAACAUCCUGGGCUUCCUGGGUGGUGUAUCCUGGGCCAUGCUGGUAGCCAGGACCUGCCAGCUCUACCCCAACGCUGUGGCCUCCACCCUUGUACACAAGUUCUUCCUCGUCUUCUCCAAAUGGGAAUGGCCCAACCCUGUUCUCCUGAAGCAGCCAGAGGACUGCAACCUGAACCUGCCAGUCUGGGACCCCAGGGUGACCCCCAGUGACCGGUAUCACCUGAUGCCCAUCAUCACACCAGCCUACCCCCAGCAGAACUCCACCUACAACGUCUCUGCCUCUACACGUGCCGUCAUGGUGGACGAGUUCAAACAGGGUCUGUCCAUCACAGAUGAAAUUUUGCAGAGUAAAGCAGAGUGGUCCAAACUAUUUGAAGCACCAAACUUCUUUCAGAAAUACAAGCAUUAUAUUGUGUUGCUAGCGAGCGCCCCCACCGAGAAGCAGCACCUGGAGUGGGUGGGUCUGGUUGAGUCUAAGAUCAGGAUCUUAGUAGGAAACCUGGAGAAGAAUGAGUUCAUAACGCUGGCCCAUGUCAACCCCCAGUCCUUCCCCGGACCCAAGGAAAGCAGGGACAAAGAGGAGGUCAGCACCAUGUGGGUGAUAGGGGUUAUCUUUAAGAAGAUGGAGGCAUCAGAGAACCUCAACGUUGACCUGACCAUUGACAUCCAGUCCUUUACUGACACGGUGUACCGGCAGGCGAUGAACAGCAAGAUGUUUGAGGCGGACAUGAAGAUCCAGGCCAUGCAUGUGAAGAGGAGACAACUUCACCAGCUACUGCCCAGCCUGGUCAUGCCCAAACGCAGGAAGCACUCGACAGAGGGGCUUCGUCAGAUGAAUGACAGUAGUCUGGACCUAUCGUUGGACAGCGACAACAGUAUGUCGGUGCCGUCCCCCACGGCCGUACCAGCCACUGUGCCCACGUCAACCCCAGUGAAGUGUGGCCCACUAGGUCCCCCUCCAAGUCCCAUCGCGGCUGCAGCCAGCCAGCCUGAGGCCCCGGCUGUGAAGAGACCUGGCUCCCCUACGCAGGAAGACAGGAAGAGGUUCAAAUCAGAUGCUGAGGAUUCAGCCAUUGAGAAGAAGCCUUCAGGAGACCCAGUCCCCACAAGCCUGACCCCCUCUACUCCGCCCACCAUGGGCCCCCCAGCGGCCCCCCACAACUCUCGCCAGGAGAUGCUGGAGGAGGAGGACCCCUCCCCAGUACCAGAGACUAGGACAACAGAGGAUGGUGCAGCUGCUGGAGAGGAGUGCACUACUGUGGAGACACAGGUCAAUGAGGACAGGAUGUCUGAGGAGAUGCCUGCUUCUGAAGGGGAAGGCAAGAUGGAGGCAGAUAUUAAGCGAAUGGUCAGUGCGGACCUGUCUGAUGUGCCCCUCCUGCCAGCCAACCCAAUUCCAGUGGUCAAGAACUCUAUAAAGCUUCGCCUCAGCAGGUAGGAGAGAGGACAGACAGAUGCAUCUACUCGCCUCCCCGGCCCCCAUACCCUGAACUCUACUGUGGAUGUCCUAAGGCAUUCUCAGUCCUCUGCGGAAUGCCCACAGUGCUGCAGAUAAAGACAGACAGACAACACAGGCGACUAGACAGACGUCACUCUUUUCAACCAGGGACAUUGUCAGUUGACAUGUAGGACGUAGCUGCCUCCACAAGAGGGCGAUGUUGCUCUUCUGCUGAAUUCUCCUAGGUGGCUUCCAACCUAUACCUUACUGGUUAAAGGGUAGAAGUUGUCCCAUAGACACAGAUCUAGGAUCAGCACACCUUCCCCUGAGUCUUAGUAAAACACAAAACGGACCCUAGAUCACCAUGUCGGCAUCUUCAUCCUCCUCCUUCCAGAGCUGCUGGUUACCAGGAAUAAACAACGUGACAGAGAGGUCAUCUUUCCUGUGCAUGCAGACGUGUGUUCUGUGCGUGUACGUGGAUGCUCAUUGGUUCUCUCUCUUCUUCGCUCCUCUUUGUGUUGUCCAGAGAACAGACGAUGACGGAACAAGUUCUGACUAAUGAUAUUGGGAUUUCUUUGUCCCAGUGGUUUACUGUGUGUGUGUGUGUGAGAGUGAAGCACCUUGGUAUGAUGUCAAAACGUACUUUGAGUAAUAAAGAAGAGCAGAACGGAUAAUGAAGAUUGGGUCAGUGGUGUUAGAUGUCUUCCUGUUACCGUUGUGAUAUAAACUGUAGUGUAUAACAGAUGACAGGUUGCGUCAAAGGUAGUACACUAUAAAGGGAAUAGGGUCCCAUUUGGGAAGCCCAAGCUGAUCACUGUCGGUCAGUCAACUGUUGGGAUGUGAGGUGGCCUUUGGGGUUGUAUGGAGAUGUUUGGAAUGCAUCUAAAAGACAUGGACAGUCAGACACAUGCAGCUAACGCUUGCUAAAGGAACUAGCUCAGGUUUGAGAACAUACACAAUAACUUUGACCAAAAAAAGCUCACCACUUCUGUGGGAACAGAAUAGCUUAGUCUCUUCAGGAUAUUUUCCUGUUUUAUUAGUCGUAUGUACAGGAUACACAUGGAAAACAUCGUCUGACAAAAUGCUAACUGGUUCCUCCUGGACAAUGCAACAACAAUAAUAACUAAUACAAGAUAAGAAUAGGAACAUGAAGUAGAUGGCUCAGUAGAUAGGAACAAUUUUUUUUUUUUUUUUAAAUCAUAAGUAUAAUAACAGGAAGUCACAAUUUAUAGUACAAUAUUUGGACAGGGUAGGAUAGUCAAUAGCGAUACAGGUUAAGAGUUGAGUUCUACAGGAAGGUUCCGAUUAUAUCAGAGGAGUGCUAUGGAUGGCAUAUUGAGUGGAGAAGUGGUCUGGUGUCUGAGUAGACCAUUUAGUUAUAUAUGCAUAGAAUUAGAAUGAAUAGAACGGGCGUACUACCUCUGACCAUUCUAUUCAUUCUGAUUCUAUGUUUACAUGCAUUGUACAGUAACUGUUAGUGUCAUGUACCAAAAACAUUAAAAGUAUGAAAAACAAUGCUUUUUCUUUUGCGUGGCACAUAUAAGACUUGAGCUUUCGCAUUGAUGGAUUAUUUGAAUGUUGCAUAAAGUGGUUGCGAUUUGAAUAGAAAUAUAAUUACUCAACCAUCACACAGAAGGUUAAGAGCACCAAUGUUCUUUGUUGGCUAUUAAUUUCUGAUUUACUAGGUCAUAACGUAAUUGGAAUUUGCAAGAAUAGUCGACGGGUUGAAAAGUUGAUAGUAUUGUUAGAGGACGACGCAACAGUUAUUUUUGAUUCACUGUUUUUUUUUGAAAAGUUUUAAAACAAUGUACGGAAUUUUCACUUUCUCAAUAUUUUGUUGAUGUAUUAACAAAAUGUAGCUUUUGUCUCGAUUUUUUUUGUGCUAAUUGUGUGGGACUCGUAUGUUAGCGAUGAAUCUGAAUUUAGACCACUGUCAACCUAUGGUGCGUUAAUCUACAUGAAAAGAUACUUUUCUUCAAUGACGAAACAUUAUUUCUCGUUCUUACAAAGCUCUUUUUCAGUUCAAAGUUUUUUCUUAGGUGUAUUUGUAAGGAUGAGGUAUUGUACUUUUUUCCCCUCAAAAAUAAAGCUCUACGUUGUUGCAAA